UAAAAGUAUUAAUUCAAACAAGGACGUGCUUUCAGUAUUCUUUCCUGUUAGACGGGUCUAUAUUUCACUGGUAGAUAGAAACAGAUAUUGAACGGAAUUGUUCCGUGUUAUAUGUGGUUUGGAUAGUUAACAUGGAGAUAUUUUUAAUCUUAUAUGUACUCCAGUGUCUCUGUAAUCUUUUGACCGCCUACAAUGUUGACAUACAGAAGCCUUUGAUAUAUCGUGGGACCGCGAAUGAUCAGUUUGGAUACACGGCAGAAAUCCUGACAAACCAUAACAAAAAGCAGGUACUGAUUGGAGCACCUGAAAAACGUUAUUCUGAGGACAAAAACGUCACAGGCAUGUUGCUUUCCUGCCCGGUACAACUACAGGAAACGGAAACCAUGUCACGACAUUGCGGAGAAAUACAACCAAAUAUGUCUCUUGCCAGGAGAUUCGCCUCCACAAUUUAUAAGCACGGUGAUUCAAUUCUGGCGUGCUCUCCGCUCAGAGGACAUACCUUGGAUAGUGACAUAACGACAGGAGGAUGCGAAGUCUUUUUUAGAAAUAUGUCUCGGCAACCAUCUGAUAAAUAUCUUAACAUAAGGGGCCGCAUAGAUGAAAACAGGAAACAUCACAUACGAGGGAUGUAUGGUUUUUCCGUAACAGCUGAGAGCGAAGAUUCAAGCAUAAUUCUUGGAGGACCAAACGCUUGUGGGAAUGAUGGUGGAUUGGCGAUAUUCAACGGUUCAAGCGCAAAUUAUCUGUACAGCGGCAGGGACUGCUCUCGUCUGCUAGGAGGGUACUACUUCGGUUACUCAUUAGACACAAUAGAUGCUGAGGGAACGAAAAUGUACGUUGUCGGAAAACCUGGCUUCGCUAACAAAAAUGGCGUCAUAGGACUGGUGGAGGUUGUUCUUAAUACAAAAUCACAGCUGCAAUCCAAAAAGCAAAUACCUGGUUUACAGGCAGGCGGAGGAUUUGCCCAGUCUCUAUGUGUUACCGAUGUUAAUGCUGAUGGUAUGGAUGAUAUUAUUGUCGGGGCUCCUUUGGAGUAUGUAAACUUGACUGAUCAAUCCUCGAUUGAGGUCGACGUGGGGAGAGUAUACGUGUUCCUUGGAAGCAACGAGAUAAUCAGGGACGAUGGGAUUCCUAUCACUGGGGAUAAUGUAUUCUUGAGCAGAUUUGGAACAGCUCUAGCUGCGCUCGGAGACAUUAAUGACGACAAUUACAGAGACCUUGCUGUUGGAGCUCCGUUUGAGAAUGAAAUGAGGGGUGCUGUUUACAUCUUCAACGGAUGUUCAACUUCGUGUGUGAAAAACUGGCAAUAUUCGCAGAAAAUCCUAGCAGGAUCAAUCCAUGUAGACUUGCGGGGCUUUGGUUUCUACAUCUCACGGUCGCAAGAAGACAUCGAUGACAACGAAUACAGGGAUUUUGCUGUUGGAUCUUACAGUUCUGGAAUGGCUGUAGUUUUAAGAUCUCGACCACUUGUAUCUAUUGAGCCAACAAUUCACUUUACACAAAACCCGAUACCAUUAAAUUCAUCCGGACUCGGCUGUUCCGCAGUGAAUGAUCUUCCGUGUCUGGAAAUACAAGUUUGCUUUAACCUAACAGGAAGAGGUGUUUUGUCAAGUACAUAUAUCAAUUUUUCUCUCGUGGGCGACACAAUGAUGACGAAACCACGUAUACUAAUUGAUGGGGAUAAGAACAGACUUGACGUUACAGAUUUUCGUGUAAACAAAAGCAGUUCUUCAUGUACGGAUUUGGAAAUACACGUUGAGGAGGCUGGCAUACCCUUUUUCAACUCUAUCAACGAACCUAUAGUAUUUAUGGUCAAUUUGUCUCUCAGUGGAAAAUCGUCGGAUUUGGAGGUCUUGCCUAUUUUGAGAAAGGAAUCUGUGACCUCCCAUCAAAACAACGUGACCUUCAAGACAACUUGUGGAAGAAUGGAACAUUGUCAACCACACUUUGCAGGAAGUAUUUCAUCCCUUGUUAACGAUGACAGUGGGGAGUAUGAAACUUUUCGAAUGGGUAUCAUUGUUAGAAACCACGGGGACCCGGCAGUCAACACCGUCAUUGAAAUAUCGAAAGAACCAGAAAUAGAAUUUUCAGGAUUUGUUAUUUUUCAAGAUACAAAACAAGUUUCGUGCAAUGACAGCAAUCCAACUACUGUUUUGUGUGAUGUAACCGAAAGCCCCUUCUUCCAACACCAGCUUGUCAAUAUCAGUAUCGAUUUCAGAAUAAAUUCACAAUAUGAUGGUGCAAGAGGUUUUGUGGACAUUCGUAUUGGAGUUCGUUAUGUUCCAAGCGGUCAGAGUAUUACGAACAGAUCCGAUAUUUCACAAGUUCGUAUAGAAAGGAGGUCUGUGGUGACGGUGGGUGGCGAACCUAGAGAAGACCAAAAAGAACUCGACAGUACCUCCAAAGCAUUACUUCACAAAGAGAAGUUCCAUGUGUACAACAGCGGGCCCAGUGCCGUGGAUGGAUUACUUCUACAAAUAAGUGUACCAUGGGCCGUUGAUGGUGUCAAGCUAUUGAAUGAUAUUAACUACAACAAAGAUAUAUGCAAGUUAAAAGCGCCUUCACAGAGCACCGAUCCAUUAGCCCCAUCAGUUGAUGACGAUGGCAUCUUAAAUAUUAAUUGUUCCAAACCAGCGGUUGAUUGUCAUGUACUAGAAUGUACAUUACGAAAGCUAAUGAAGAAAAGUUCGGAUGUCGUGGACCUUCAUAUAAAUAUCACAACGAAUAUAUUGAAUUUUCUAGAUCGAGUGCGUGUUGUAAAUUACAUCACUUCCGGCAGACUUCUAUUGUCCAACAACUCGACAUUUGAGGGACGGUUACAAACGAUAAACGGAGAGAUAAUUUUGAAGAUUAUAUCAAAACACAUUGCUUUCGAGUCCAGCAAAAUUGAUCUCGGCGUGGUGAUUGGGGGCAGCAUAGGGGGACUUGUAUUCUUGAUACUCCUGGGACUGGCCCUGAAGAAAGUUGGGUUUUUCGAACGCCAAAAAAGAGAGCAAGUUGAUGAGUAUAAACGUCGAACUGCGAUCAUGAAAAGACAAUCGAGGAUGUCCAAGAUGUCCAAGGCAUCUAGAAGCGGUGCAGCAUAAGAUGAUUUGUGUUUAUGAACUGGUACAUAUACAGAUGAUGCAACAUAAGAUUAUUUGGUUUAAAAACUGAUAUUUCAACUUUAUUAAUGUAUAUACCUAUCAAUGUUUCGUUUUUAUACUGUUGAUUUCACAAAGUGGAUCCGAUUUUCUGGAUCACCACAUUAGCACAAUGGUUUUCCAUAUCAAUAUCAUCUGAAACUAAUGACGUCAUGUAAUGCAUCAACGCAACGUUUUCUUGUGGAAAAUGUCGACUGCGUCACAAAUAAAACUGCGUACGCAAAAUAUAAUUUCACUGAUUUCA
Molecule: messenger RNA, 3387 nt
Organism: Ostrea edulis (European flat oyster)
Lineage: Eukaryota; Metazoa; Mollusca; Bivalvia; Ostreida; Ostreidae
Product: integrin alpha-8-like
Exons: 21
Coding region: 132-3086 (984 amino acids)
Biological process (GO): cell-cell adhesion; integrin-mediated signaling pathway; cell-matrix adhesion
Cellular component (GO): external side of plasma membrane; integrin complex
Molecular function (GO): integrin binding
Source: RefSeq, a predicted model, not a curated record